This is a messenger RNA of Lecanosticta acicola, 396 nucleotides long. The record is from the annotation of a GenBank genome assembly. Lineage: Eukaryota; Fungi; Ascomycota; Dothideomycetes; Mycosphaerellales; Mycosphaerellaceae.
AUGUCGGAACCUUCUUCCUCGUAUGCGAAUAUUCCCACCCCAUCGGCGGAAGAAGUCGACUCUCUCCCGUCCUCUUCAGCCGGCUCCAGCACCUCGGUAUCUCCUAGCGAAGACGAAUUCUACUCAGAUGCGGAACGAGAAUGGAAGGAGAGCUUGCAACAGUUGGAAUUGAUGUUAACAUUGGUCCUGAUUCCGUAUUUGGGAAAGUACUUUGGCCGGAAGUGUGCCUAUUGGGGUACGUGAGGGAUACACUUGUUUGCGGCAGGGAAGAUGGAGCUAACUGGAGGUAUAGGUUGGGCAAAGGUCAUGAAAUGGAAAUACCCGGUCUCUGUGGAAAUUACGAGUCCGGCUACUUUCAAGGGCGCUGGAGCAGUGCAGGCCGCUGCGUCGCUAUGA